Messenger RNA from Mitosporidium daphniae, 549 nucleotides. Its product is annotated as putative mitochondrial enoyl protein. Gene Ontology annotation, cellular component: mitochondrion. The record is from RefSeq and is a predicted model, not a curated record. Bases 1 to 549 code for a protein of 182 amino acids. The transcript has 2 exons. Gene Ontology annotation, molecular function: trans-2-enoyl-CoA reductase (NADPH) activity. Gene Ontology annotation, biological process: fatty acid metabolic process. Lineage: Eukaryota; Fungi; Microsporidia.
AUGUCAUUCGGCGCCAAAGGUAAAACAACCAUCUUUUCCCUUCCAAGGCCGGAUUAUGAAGAGAUAAAAAGGCAUCUAGAAGAGCUGGGCGCAGAUAUGGUCAUAUCGGACAUCGACCUCGAGACGAGCUCUAACGAUUUGGAGAAGAAAAUUAUCGAGAAAUUCGGAUCACUGCCAAUCCUCGGGCUAAAUUGCGUUGGAGGCUCAAAUGCUUUGGGACUUGCAAAGCUGCUCCAAAACAACGGAUUGCUCCUCACAUAUGGAGCAAUGGCAAAAAGGCCCAUAACUCUUCCCGCCUCGCUUUUGAUAUUUAAGAACAUCACAUUCAAGGGGUUUUGGCUAUCGUCUCUGGAUAAAGCUGCUGAUGAACCCAAUGCCCGCUCCCAACGGAUCGUAUCUGAGAUUUCAAAAUGGAUUAAAAUGGGAACGUUUAAACUAGACUUUACCACACACCCUAUGGAUUCGUGGCAACAUGCUAUCGACACGGCUAUCAAAUCAAGCUUUACAAAGAGCAAGCAAAUACUGCUUCUUUCCCCGGAACGCGAUUAA